UUCACCUUCACAGCUUCCCUUCUCUCUUGCCUCUGAUGAUUUGAGAGAGAGAGAGAGAGGAGUAAACUUAGAGGGUGCGCCAGGCAAACCCUUAUAAUGCCCACGCGACUCUUUAAUCUUCUUCUUCUUCCUUCCUUCCUUGCUUAGAUCCUAAAUCUCCAAAACCCCAUUCUUUCUUUGUUAUUAUUAUUGUUAUUAUUCUUUUCUUUUACUUGCCCUCAUGUAAACAAGCCCUUUCUCACUAGAUUUCUCUAAACCGAUAUUUAUUAGUCCUCUUCCUUCAGAUUUUCGGGAACUAAUGGGGAAAAGGGUUAAGAAGAAUCGCCGAGUACCUCCUAGGGAGAAAAAGGUUGUGGCAGCCCAAUCUCCAAAAGUUAUACCUCAAGAGAAUAAUGCUAGUAUUGAAAAUGUUGAUGAUGGAGUUCCAGUCGUAAAAGAGAGGAAAUCAUGUCCCCAUCUUGUUAAAGGUAUUGACUUGGAUAAAUUGUUGCCUAAAUUAAGGUCCUCGGAGCCUAUUAGGUGCGAAGAUUGUAGGGAAGGUGGAAGUGAUAGGAGAGGGAGUAAGGGAAAGGGUAAACAUGGGAAGAAGAAGGGAAGUGCAUCGGUGGAUUCAAAAUCUGAGUCGAAAGCCAUUUGGGUUUGUUUGGAAUGUGGACAUUUUGUGUGUGCUGGAGUUGGUUUGCCAACAGCUUCUACCACCCAUGCAAUUCGUCAUAUUAGACAAACCCGUCAUCACUUGAUGAUUCAGUGGGAUAAUCCCCAAUUGAGGUGGUGCUUCGCGUGUAGUACAUUUAUUCCUGUAGAGAAAACGGAAGAAAAUGGUGAAAAUAAAGAUGCUUUGUCUGAGGUUGUAAAAUUGAUUAAAGAACGAUCAUCUGAAUUACCAGCAGCUGAUGUUGAGGAUGUUUGGUUUGGAAGUGGCAGUGUUACGAAUGCAAUCAAAUUAGAAGGAACUAUAUCAAAUGGCAUUGAUGAAAAAAGUGGCUAUACGGUUCGGGGUUUGGUUAAUCUUGGGAAUACAUGCUUCUUUAAUUCAGUAAUGCAGAAUCUUCUAGCUCUGGAUAGACUAAGGGACUACUUCUUGAAUCUGGAUGCAUCCGCGGGGCAACUAACUAUUUCUUUGAAAAAGCUUUUUGCUGAAACAAAACCGGAGAUGGGAUUGAAAAAUGCUAUCAAUCCAAAACCCUUUUUUGGGUGCAUUUGUGCUAAGGCUCCCCAGUUUAGGGGCUAUCAACAACAUGAUAGUCAUGAAUUGCUUCGUUGCUUGCUUGAUGGGCUUUAUACAGAAGAGUUGGCUCUGAAAAAACACAUUAAUGCUUCUAAAAAUGAUGUAGUUUUGGCAAAUCAGGAUCUUACUUUUGUGGAUGCAGUAUUUGGGGGUCAAAUUUCUAGUACUCUCUGUUGUGAGGAAUGUGGGCACUCCUCAACAGUGUAUGAACCAUUUUUAGAUCUCUCCCUUCCAGUUCCAACUAAGAAAACCCCAACUAAAAAGGCUCAACCAGUCUCUCGAGCCAAGAAAACAAAGCUGCCACCAAAAAAAGUUGGCAGGGCUCGAGGAAAAAUUAACAAAGAUGCAGAUCGGUCACCAGCUCAAGGUGUUACGACUUCAUCGCCAAGCAGUGAAUCUCCAGGCCUAGGCCAUAUAGUUGUGCCUCAAACGGAAACCAUGGUGGCAUCUUCCAGUGAUACUUUACUAUCAGGUGCUGUUGGCACAAGUGCCGUGGCCAAUGAACUCAGUUCUGCUUCACAGAAUCUCUUAGCUGUUGCGGAGUCUGAGAAUGAGCAAGUAAUGGACAAUACGGUGAAGGAAAAUACAGCUGCGGCAGAUGAUUUUGCUUGGAUGGAUUACCUUGUAAUGGAGAAUACGCUGGAGGAAAAUGCAGCUGGGGCAGAUGGUUUUACUUGGAUGGAUUACCUUGAACCAGGAACAAUAGCUGUUGAGAAUGAUUUGAUUUCUCAAAAUAAUGAUAUUUCCUUUUUUCAAGAUUCUGAAGACAAGGAUCUGGUUCUGAAUGAAGCUUUAGCAGAAAGUAGUCAGGUUUCUUUAGUUGAGGGGGAACCAAAUCGGAAACCACAUGAUUCUUCUGGAAACCUUCAGGAAGAGGAGCUUCCUUUGCUGGUUCUAGAUUCUGAGGUUCUGUUGCUCCCUUACAAAGAAGAAGGUACCAGUUCUAAAGAGAGUGUGAGAGAAAACGAGGCCUUCUCAUCAAAUGUUGGCCAUGGACAAGAGGAAGUGGAGUUCGAUGGCUUUGGUGACAUGUUUAAUGAGCCUGAAAUUGCUGAAAGGCCCAGCAUUGGGCCCUCUUUAGCAAAUGAAGUUGCUGAAACUGGUUUUUUGGCUGGGAAUAUUAGUGAUUCUGAUCCUGAUGAGGUUGAUGAUAGUGACUCUCCAGUGUCUGUAGAAAGCUGUUUGGCUCAUUUCAUAAAGCCGGAGCUUCUUUCUGACGAUAAUGCUUGGAAUUGUGAGAAUUGUGCAAAAAUUGUGCGACGUCAGAAGUUGGAAGCAAAGAAGAAGCAGACUAAGAUGUCAAAGAAUUUAUCCAUUGGUGGUGAGACUCAAAGCCAAUGUGAACCACCAAGUUUAGAUAAAGAAUUCCCUUGUCCUAACGGAGUUAGAACUAUUAGUAAUGGCGAUAUUAGUAAUUCUGGUGAAAGCUUGGUUUUACAUAACAAGAUAACUGAUUCUUUGAAACAAAAUGGUAUAAAAGUUGAAAACGGUCAAACAGGUGAGCUAAAUUCAGUUGUGUCUAAAUCUGAAGAAGGGAAAUCAGUGAUAGAAGAUGCAAGUCUGAUGAAAUCAAGUUCUUCAGUCUCCUCUAAAUCUUGUGGUCAAGAAGAAUCUGGUGGUAUCCAACCUGUUGAUUCUUGCAAUGUUGAAAAUCAUAGUGAUAAUGAUAAAUUUCAGCAAAGUAAUUCACAGAUGGCCGAAAACUGUCAAUCAGGGGAAAGUGAAGAUGAAGAGAUAGACUCUAAAAACGUGAAGGUGAAGAGAAAUGCAACAAAGAGGGUCCUCAUAAACAAGGCUCCACCUAUUCUAACUAUUCAUUUGAAGAGGUUCAGCCAAGACGCUCGUGGUCGCUUAAGUAAAUUGAAUGGCCACGUCAAUUUCAGAGAAACAAUCGAUCUUAGACCAUAUGUGGAUGCCAGGGUGGACAUAGAUAACUGUAUUUACCAUCUGAUGGGGGUUGUGGAGCAUUCGGGAACAAUGAGAGGGGGGCACUACAUUGCAUAUGUGAGAGGAGCUGAGAAGAGGAAAGGGAAGGCAGAGACUGAAUAUGUGAGUUCUCCGUGGUAUUAUGUCAGUGAUAAUUAUGUGCGCCAAGUAUCACUUGAAGAAGUUCUUCGCUGUGAGGCAUACAUCUUAUUCUAUGAAAAAAUUUGAAGGAAGUGUUUUGUUCCAUACUUGUUCUGUUUCUUAAAUGACAGCAGGGGUGAGUUAGAAUUGCACCCCCAGAGGAGAGAGACAGAAAUACAUGAAAGGCAGAGGUGAGUGUACAACAAUAAUUACCAUAUACUCCAAUACCCAUUUUUGACAUGUAAUGAGUUCUACUAUGUAUAUCAUGAAAUUAUAUUCUCAGAAAAAGCUUCAGUAUUCUUUUGUAAUUGGUCCUCUUGCCUCGAAAACUUAGUUCCUAAUUUAUUGAGGUUGU
Molecule: messenger RNA, 3650 nt
Organism: Theobroma umbraticum
Lineage: Eukaryota; Viridiplantae; Streptophyta; Magnoliopsida; Malvales; Malvaceae
Product: ubiquitin carboxyl-terminal hydrolase 2-like
Biological process (GO): protein deubiquitination
Cellular component (GO): cytosol; nucleus
Molecular function (GO): zinc ion binding; cysteine-type deubiquitinase activity
Source: RefSeq, a predicted model, not a curated record